AUGGGUGUGAAGAGGAACACAGGCAAAGACGGCAAAGACAAUGGGAAGAAGGUGCUGCCCAAGGCGAAGAUGGUCCCAACAAAAGAGAAGGCUGAGAGAGGUAAGGCCCCCAAAGCUGCCAAAGUGAAGGCAGAGGAGGAGGAUAGUGAAGCUGAUGUUUCUACCUCUGCGCCUUCCCGUGCCAAUAGCUUUGGAUCCCUUCCUUCGGCUGGAUGGGCUGUGAUGCCGGUACGUGGUGCAGCUGCAGCUGAGGAGGAGCCUGCAAGCCCUGCAAAGAAGAAGGGUACUGCCCGAGCUGCUUUGAGGAAGGCUGAGAAGCCGAAAGCUGCGGGAAAGUUCUCUGCUUGCCCAGUGUGCCAGAAGUUGCCAGAUGCUUUGCCAGCCGGAGCUUGGGACCAGUAUGAUGCCAAAGGGAAUCCGAUUGGCCACGGGUGCCGGGUGCACAUGCAGACCUUCAGGCUUGGAUGGCCUCACAAGGAGGAGUCUGAGUUGGUUGAGCUCUACCACAGCAAGAGCGAAGAUGGAAAGGAGUUCAGAGCAGCUGUCACGGCAGCUUCCUCCAUCAUGUCCGUCAUGAUCAAGAAGGACUCCUUACCUUUCAUCUUGCCAGAAGCAAAGGUGCAGUACGAGCGCAGUUACGAGUCGGAACUCUUUUACGAGGUCGCCUUCAUGACAGAGAGUGACAUCGGAAAGAUCUGGCCGGGGCUGACCUCCAAGUCAUUGAAGCUGCCCAAGCCGGUGGCAAUGGUGCUUGAGGACGGAAGUGGUACUGUCAGUGGCUGGCACCUCCAGCUAUGGGGGUUGGACCCAAUGAUCGCCCAGUGCCUCCGGCGAGUCCGAGUGUCUACUAAGCUGUCAGUUUCCCACCUCGACACUUUGCUGUCGGGCUCCACCCAGAUCAGACCAGGCCAGGGAAAAGAUGUCCUCCAGCUGGCGCUUUCCGGGCAGACCAGGACAACUGCGGAGAAGGCUGCAGGACGAGGCCAUGUCAUGACCUUUUCAACUUUGAGCGAUCGCGCCAAGGAGAUCCAGGCCGCUGAAGAGAUGGAAGAAGACGAGAAUGGUAUGGAGGAUCAGGAACAACCAGAGUCGGAAGAUGAGUCUGCUGCCUCUGAAGAAGCAGAUGACGAUGCAGUGGAAAUUGUUCCACCAGCUGCCCCUGCCUUCAGCCUUGGAGCUUUGGCCGAAUCAGCGCCUGCCAAGACCAAGAAGCCACCAGCCAAGCGGCCGAAGCUAUCUGGUCCGGAAGAUGAGGCAGACAUCGCGGAUAUUGACGAUGGUGGAGAUUCGGACGAGGUCUGGCAAGCAAUCCAAUCGGAUACUUUGCUGAUGCAAGUUGCCAAGGGCUUAGGCUCUGCUACCAACAGCUUGCUUGGCCUGCUGCCAGCCAAGACCUUUGAAGAUGGCAUGAAGGUGGGCAAGCAGUUGCGCGGUGCUUCUACUUUGCAGAAGAAGUUGCAGGGCAUGAGAUCCCCUCUUGCGGCCUUGCUGGAGUCCAGGAUUGUGUUGAUCGAGCGGUGCCAGGUGUUGCAGCACAAGAAGCUGAAGCAAGUGCCGCGUGGUGAGCUGACAUCCCAUGUUGAAGCCGUCCAGCGGGCAAAGGUGCAGCUACCUCUGCGGAUCAGACUGGACCUUCUGGAGCUCCAGGUCGACUUUGCCAUGCAUGACCUGUUUGAGAUGCCACAGGGAGACUUCAAAGAGGUCCGCAGCCGAGUGGAUGCGAUCACAAAGAAAUUCCACUGGUGGAUUCCUGGUCAGCCUUUGGAUGAGCUCAACCUCACUUCGGCCGCCGUCCUUCAGGCAGCAUCGGACAUUGCAGAAACCAAGAGGUUGAAUGGAGUUAUCAGCGAGGAUGACUUUGCAGAAGAAGAACAGAAAGCUCAGGAGGUGAUGGCAGAAUGCUUGAUGGAAGCAUUCGGAUGUUCCGCCUUCCUUGUGGGUGUGGGCGACCCUGCCAAGCACAGGUCGCGCUUGAUGGCGCUACUGGACUCAUUUGCAGACCUUGCAAAUGAGUGCAGUGCAUACAGGGCUGAGCAGGACUUGGAAGACAUUGCUCUGGGCAAUGUUUUGGAGCGAAUCGGUGCUUGUGCCAAAGGGCUGUUGGCAAUGGCCAACGUACAGCCUGGACACAAAGGAAGCACCGCACAACAUGCGCAGAAGAUCCGCAGCUAUGCGGGGAGCCACCUCUUCGAAGCCACCCUGCGAGACGUCAUUGCUUCGAAUCCGGCCUGGAACCGCAUGUACGAUGACCUCGUUGCAAAAGGAGCUGGAAGCGUUACCCAUUCACCAGAACUUCAGAGCUUGACCUCGAAAGUGGAAGGGGUGCACAUGGAAGAGACUUCAGAGUCAGAUGCUGCUGUGGUUUUCCGCACCUGUGUGGAACGGCUGCCCGUCCUGAAGCGCAACAUGCGCUCAACAGCAUGUGCUGACCUUGAGAAGUUGCUCUACAAGCAAGCUGUGUUGGCGGCGCGGGAGAUUGAGAAGGAGGUCAAGUGUGGCCUGGGCUUCUUUGACAGUGUCACAGAGGUGCUCUCCAUGUUCAAAGACACGCCUGGGGUGGUCCAGAUGCUGACAAAGCUUGAUGGCUUGAAGGCUUCCAGUAUGAGCGUUCUUUGCACCAAGGAGAUUGCAACCAUGGUGGAUGCUUACCCUGAGAGCUUUGGGGAUGACAUCCCUGAGCAGCUGGAUAGCUACCUCAAGCGCUUGAUGCCCGCAAUGCGUCAGAUCGAGAAGGUGGGUCAGCCAGACUUGCACAAGAAGAUGAAGCGUGUUUUCUGGUGGCACCUCCGCCGCUUGAACGUCCUGUUCCAGGAUCUUGAGUUCACUGGCCAUCAGAGCAUCAUCUUGGCACUGAAGGAGUUGCUUGGGAAGUUGGAUCCGACUUUGGAGAAGUUGGGAUCUGAUGGCUUUGAGGCCUUUGACAAGAACAAGAUCGAAUGGAUGAACCUUAGCCUGGAUGGGUUCCUGAGUUCCCGUGAGCUCGCGGUGGCGCUUGUGGCUUUUUCUGAGUUGGACGCUGCUGCCAAGAACAAGAAGGAGACAUACACCCAGCUUGCCAAGGUUGCCAAAGCUGCUCAGGUCAUUGCAGAUCGCUUGCGGGAAGUUGAGACCGACCUUGAAGCCAUCACCCUUGGAGAGCACAGUGUGACCCAAUGGAGCUGGCUGGAGAAAAUGGAUGACCGCCUGACCUGUGAUGAGUUGAGAGAUGCGUUUCAGUUGCGAGAGGCAGUCCUGAUGAACGAAGUGGCCGAUGCUCAGCGUGCCAUGCAUGUUGCUGCCAGGGGAAUGGCUGAUCCACAUGGUGAUUCGAAUUGGAAAAAUGGCCUCCAAAACGAAACGCCUCUCAACAGAGUUUUGCAGGCUUCAAAGGAAGAUGGUGGUUUGACGUCAAUCGAUGGUGCUGCCUUUGCUGCUGAGCUGACUCGCUUGGAAGAGGCCAUCAAAGCCGCCAGGGAUUUCCAGAAGCAGACCAAAGUUCUUGAAAUCAUGAAGCAUCGCGAUGCUUGGGCCGACUUGAACGUCUCGGAGAAGAUCAUGGGCUAUGGGAAGACCCUGAAAGCCGAAGGCAUGCUUUGCACAACCCUGGCCCAACUCAAGCCAGGAGCCAGCUCUGCCACAGUGAAGUGGGCAAAGGAUGUCUUGCGUGAUGUCUUGGGCGACAUCGCCUCAAACUCGAUGAUGGAGGAGAAUGUUCACCCCGCUUUGCUCUCUGAGUCUCGCAAGCUCAUUGCCAAGAAUAAGGAUGAUUAG
Cladocopium goreaui is the source of this 3750-nucleotide messenger RNA. The record is from the annotation of a GenBank genome assembly. Lineage: Eukaryota; Dinophyceae; Suessiales; Symbiodiniaceae.